Molecule: messenger RNA, 446 nt
Organism: Drosophila mauritiana
Lineage: Eukaryota; Metazoa; Arthropoda; Insecta; Diptera; Drosophilidae
Gene: Acbp3
Product: acyl-CoA-binding protein
Exons: 3
Coding region: 79-333 (84 amino acids)
Biological process (GO): fatty acid metabolic process
Molecular function (GO): long-chain fatty acyl-CoA binding
Source: RefSeq, a predicted model, not a curated record
CGCGAAUGAAAGACCCAAAAGUAUUCAAUCGUCUUUGCCUUUGCAGCGCAUUACCAACAAGAAUCCUAUACUAGCAACAUGGUGUCGUUCGAGGAAGCCACUGAACUCGCCAAGAAGUUCACCAAGAAGCCCACCGAUGCCGAGUUCCUGGAAUUCUACGGUCUCUUCAAGCAGGCCACCGUUGGCGAUGUGAACAUCGAGAAGCCCGGCGCUCUGGCUCUCAAGGACAAGGCCAAGUACGAGGCCUGGAGCUCCAACAAGGGUCUCUCCAAGGAGGCCGCCAAGGAGGCCUACGUGAAGGUGUACGAGAAGUACGCCCCCAAGUACGCCUAAGCCGGCAACCGAUCCAAUCCGAUCCAAUCCGAUUCCGAUUGCGGACCCCCCAUGCACCUGCCAUCACUACUAUUUAGUUGGACAAUAAAGAUUACCAGAUAUAUGAGCAAUAA